Messenger RNA from Talpa occidentalis (Iberian mole), 2156 nucleotides. RefSeq names its product TLC domain containing 3B (gene TLCD3B). Gene Ontology annotation, cellular component: endoplasmic reticulum; membrane. The record is from RefSeq and is a predicted model, not a curated record. Gene Ontology annotation, molecular function: sphingosine N-acyltransferase activity. Lineage: Eukaryota; Metazoa; Chordata; Mammalia; Eulipotyphla; Talpidae. The transcript has 6 exons. Gene Ontology annotation, biological process: lipid homeostasis; ceramide biosynthetic process. The coding region runs from base 497 to 1378 and encodes 293 amino acids.
CUCAGCCUCCUCGUGCCCUUGCAGUUUGACGUCUGCCCUGUAUCCUGAGGGGCCCCUCAAAGCUGCUUAAGGGGAGCAGAAUGGCCGGCUCCCACUCCCUACAUCCCUCCCGGAUCUUCCCCACCCCUCCCCUCCCUGGAAUGGAGAGGAGGGGAGGGAUUUUCCAGGCAAAAAUAGUAUAUAUGUAAAUAUGUAUUUUUUCAGGGUUUCUCCUGUUUUUUUCCUUUUUAAUAAGAAGAUAGGAUUUUUGUCUUUUUAAAGAAAUAUUUUAAACUUUCCAAUAUUUACACAAUUCGAACAUACAGCCCCUUUCUUUUUCCCAGUUCUGAGAGCUGAUGGGAAUCAUCGGCCUCCCUCUCUAGCUUCCACCUUGCCCCUCAGAGGUGAGGCCUAGCAUGAAAUGUGAGGACCUACGGAAAGGGAGAGGAGACACAAGAGUCUGUGAGGCAGGGGCAGAGUAUGGGACCGGGUGGUGUCAGGAAGGAGCAGGCACAGCAUGAGGGUUGAAGGCGAGAGAGCAGGAGUGAACUGCCAUGACUGGGAGACAGGCAUGGCCUUGCUCUUUGUACUUGGCUGCAUCUUCUUCCCCUUGAGCUUCACUCUCCUGUGCUGGAGUCUGCAGCACCAUUCCAACGUGCGGAUGGAGAAGCCACAGGCUGUUUUGGUGGCAUCCAAGCUAGUGUCCUCAGUCCAAGCCGUCAUGGCCUCCACAGCUGGCUACAUCGUCUCCACCUCCUGCAAGCACAUCAUUGAUGACCAACACUGGCUUUCCUCUGCCUACACGCAAUUUGCAGUGCCCUACUUCAUCUACGACAUCUACGCCAUGUUCCUCUGUCACUGGCACAAGCACCAGGUCAAGGGGCAUGGAGGGGACGAAGGGGGGGCCAGAGCCCCGGGCAGCACUUGGGCUGUCGUGCGCGGCUACCUGCACAAGGAGUUCCUCAUGGUGCUCCACCAUGCCGUCAUGGUGCUUGUGUGUUUCCCGCUGUCGGUGGUGUGGCGUCAGGGCAAGGGAGAUUUCUUUCUAGGCUGUUUGCUGAUGGCAGAGGUCAGCACUCCCUUCGUCUGCCUUGGCAAGAUCCUCAUCCAGUACAAGCGGCAGCACACGCUGCUGCACAAGGUGAACGGAGCCCUGAUGCUGCUCAGCUUCCUCUGCUGCCGGGUGCUGCUCUUCCCCUACCUGUACUGGGCCUACGGGCGCCACGCCGGCCUGCCUCUGCUCGCCGUGCCGCUCGCCAUCCCGGCCCACGUCAACCUGGGCGCCGCGCUCCUGCUCGCUCCCCAGCUGUACUGGUUCUUCCUCAUCUGCCGCGGGGCCUGCCGCCUCUUCCGGCCCCGGGGCUCCCCGCCGCCCUCUCCCUGUCAGACCCAGGACUGAGGGUGGGGUCAGGGGAUCCCCACCCACACACCCUGUGGGGACAGGGCUCUGGGACCGCUGGGUGGGGGUCGGGAGUCAGGGGUCUCUGACCCUGACAGCCCAGGACUGACGAACUCCGAAGGGGGUGGGGGCAGGGACCAGGUGACAUGGAAGCCGAGAGAAGGAGACUUCUCCCCACAGUGCCUGAGCUGAGGGCAGUGAACCCUUUGGCAAACCCCCUUCUGGAUCACCAACCCUGGGGCCCGGAAGAAGCGAAGGACAGAGGAAGGGGCACCACUUCCAUCCAUCUAGGGCUUGAGGGCUGUUGGGGAGACCACCGGGACGCAAGAGGUCUAGGAGAGAAAUAAUGGGUGGGAGAUCCUGCUGCCAAGGCCAUCCCAGCCCCCCUGCUGCAAACUCCUCUUAGCUCCCGUCACCUGGGAGGAGAAGACACCCUAAUUCAACCCCUGGAUCUUGCUUGGGGCUUGUCGCCCCCACAGCUCCUCUCCAGGGGAGGCCAGCCUGAAGAAUCUUAUUUAUUUUAUUUAUUUGCCCAAAUUCAAACUAGUUUGUUGGGGUGUGGGGAGGGAGAUGGCUGCUACCCCCCAGCCUUCCCAGUGCUGAGCAACCCCCCAGGGCAGGCGAGGGGGCACCCUGUCCCUUCCCCAUCAGGCUGCAUAUCUUGCCCUCCGGCCCUGGCAUGUCCCUGGUGCUACAGACCUCAAGGCUUCCUCCAAUCUGGGGUCAGGGGACCCUGGGAGGUGCUUUACAGACCGCUAAUAAAGACGAUCUGCGUGAA